Molecule: messenger RNA, 2688 nt
Organism: Hypoxylon trugodes
Lineage: Eukaryota; Fungi; Ascomycota; Sordariomycetes; Xylariales; Hypoxylaceae
Product: RhoGAP-domain-containing protein
Exons: 2
Coding region: 1-2688 (895 amino acids)
Biological process (GO): signal transduction; regulation of fungal-type cell wall organization; activation of GTPase activity
Cellular component (GO): cell cortex
Molecular function (GO): GTPase activator activity
Source: RefSeq, a predicted model, not a curated record
AUGACGUCCGCCAUGACCCCUUCGAAACCACCACAACAAACCCAACAAAUGAGUCCACCGCAACAGCAUCUGACUCCUGCUGCUAAUCCUACAUCGCCUCCCAGCAAGCGAGAUUUGAAGUCAUGGUGGAGGAGUUUCCAAACUCGUUCGAGGCAUCACGAGUCCCAAGGUAAGGGCGAAACCACAUCUAGCCCAUCGACGUGCCAAUCAAGUCCUAUUCCACCUUCUCCCUCCAAGCCAUCUGUCUCUCAUCCCUAUUCCUUCUGCCCACGCGAUUGGCGUAAUAAAUAUUUCGCCGCCCUACGUCUACACCGAGAAUCACACAAUAAUUAUCCACGAUCCCCCGAUACUUUGUUUGAAGCCCCCGGUUUUGUGCCUAAUAACAAGUCGUUCUAUUGCGAUGAUUUGGGAGAACGUAGACAUACGGAGGACGGCCAAGAAAUAAAAGCGACAACUAACAGGUGCCGCGAAACAGAUACGCAACCUAAGGGUAUAUUUGGAGUCCCUCUACGACAGAGCAUUACCUACGCAAACGUCGCUAUUUCACUCGUCGACGAGAAGGGCAAAAGCUACAUCUAUGGAUACGUACCAAUCGUGGUGGCCAAAUGUGGUGUUUUUCUGAAAGAGAAAGCCACCAGCGUCGAGGGAAUAUUCCGCUUGAGCGGUUCCGAAAAGCGCAUCAAGGAACUGAAGAUACAAUUCGACUCUCCUGAUCGAUAUGGCAAAGGUCUUGUGUGGGAUGGAUACACUGUUCACGAUGCUGCUAAUGUACUCCGACGAUAUUUGAAUGAUUUACCCGAGCCUGUCGUCCCGCUAGACCUUUACGAGCGAUUCCGAGAUCCUUUGCGCGGGCACACGAAACAAGCCGUUGGCGAUACCGAGGGUACUCAACUUGUCGACAAUUUCAAUGAGGCGGAGGCUAUAGAGAAAUAUCAGCAGCUCAUCAAGAAUCUACCGCCACUUAAUCGACAGCUGCUUCUGUAUAUCCUAGACCUACUUGCAGUAUUUGCUGCUAAGUCGGACGAGAAUCGCAUGACAGCACAGAAUUUGGCUGCUAUCUUUCAACCCGGAAUGCUUUCGCACCCCCAACAUGCCAUGGCGCCAGAGGAGUACCGAUUAAACCAGUGCGUGAUCAUAUUUCUGAUUGAGAAUCAGGACCACUUCUUGAUCGGUAUGCAAGGUACAGGUACAGAUGAGAAAACCAAACAAGAGAUUGAAAAGGGGCCACCGACUCUCAUAACGCCCGCAACUCCGAACCGUAACAGCGGGAUAGUAAGAUCCGCUUCGAAUGCCAGUGCUGGUGCUGAGAGCGUUAGUAGGGAUGGCAAAAUUCGGAGAAAUCGGUCUACGUCUUCGCGGCAUUCAGUUCAAUCCAAUGGGGCGUCCACACCCGGUAGUCCUGCUUUGACGCCAAGCGGUGGACUUGCUAGAAGCAAUACGGUCCCGUCUAAGAAAUCUCCCCAUAUCCCAUCAGGAAGGUUCCCUUCUCGACAAAGCUCCCCAACUGUUGCUGUGGCUCCGGCUUCGCCUUCACCGGGCGGGUCAGGCGUGAUCGCUCCUCCGACUGUAGCUGAAGAAGCACCUAUCGCGCCUGAAAAAUCUCCGGCAACAUCACAGCAUCUGACUCCAAUGACAGCGGGGUCUCCUUCGGCGGGUAGAAGCCAGGAGAGAUUGCUAGGUCCUCCCAGCGAAUUUAUGACGCCUUUAAAGGAAAGAAACCUUCCGAGUCUGUUCCAACGAUCGCCAGGUUCCGAGGGUGAAAAACGGCAGCCUAAUAAGCUACGCAAAAAGCGAUUGCCGAGUAGUACUAACCCGAGCGCACAAAGUUCUACAGCUUCACUUCCUCACUCCGAGGCUGUUUCCCCAGUGCUUGAGGCGCCGAAUCCUGCAGAACACAAAGCAACCUACUUAGAACCUAACGGUUCGGAGAAUGCCGCCUCUGUGGAAACGCCUUCAGAGCCAACUCCUCGAGCCUCCCAGGUCCCAUCUGCAAGUACUACUCAAGUCGAACCAGAGAAUCAAAAUACGCUUAAGCCGAAGACUUCGCCGUCAACAUCAUUACACUCAUCAUUCAACGAGGGUUCCGAUGUAGAUCAACCCGAAGAGACGGCGCCUAUCCCUGCCGCAGACGCUGCCGAAAAGGAGAGAAAGCACCGCUGGCGCAUAUCUCGACGAAGAGAAGACUAUCCUAAUGCACCUGGGCAGGUUCUUGGCACCAACAGUCAUGCAGAAACAAGUACAUCCUCUGUUGGAAGUGGGCAAAAGGCACGGAAGAGCUGGACCGGCGAAUCUUCAGAUGUAGCAGCAACACUAGCAGAAAGCGAAGCCGCGAAUAGAGAGAAGGAAGAUGUGAAGGGACCCAUCGGGUGGAUUAAGAAUAAAUAUCGGGAAGCCAAGGAAAACGCAGAGAUUAAGCGUACGAAAUCCCCACCGAGAGAUCAAGGACAAUGUCCCUUUGCACCAGCAGGGAAGAGCGUCGAAACCAUGGGGAGUAUAGAUGAGAAAGGUGUAUCUACAGUCAAUGGUCCUCCCCUCAGCACAGCUCCAGCUCUUGCCUCUGCUCCUGCUCCUGCUCCUGCUCCCGCACCAGCACCCGAGGCAAAGUCUGCGCCCGUUCCACACGACGCUCCAAUACCGAAUCCAGCACCAACUCAGACGAUAAAUAGUGAGAAGCCCUCGAACACCUAG